AGUAUGAUGUAUUUUUGAGUUUCAGGAGUGAAGAUACUCGUACAAACUUGGUUGAUCAUCUUUUUCAUGCUCUCCAGCAAAAAAGUAUUCGUACUUUCAAGGAUGAUGAGAGAAUCAAAAAAGGUAAAAAGAUCAGUGAUGAGCUCAUCGGAUCCAUUGAAGAUUCAAAAUUCUACAUCAUUGUUUUUUCCAAGAACUAUGCCUCUUCAUCUUGGUGCUUGGAUGAGCUUGUGAAGAUAAUGGAGUGCCAUAUGACGACAGAGCACACUGCGUACCCUAUCUUCUAUGAUGUGGAACCCUCCGAAGUCCGCAACCAAAGUGGGGCAGUUGGAGAAGCAUUUGCCAAGUACGAAAUGGAAGAGGCUGCUGGGAAAUGGAGGGUGGCUCUCAAAGAAGCAACGGACCUUGCUGGAUGGGAGUUGAAGAAGACCACUGAUGGGCAUGAAGCUAAAUUCAUUCAAAAAAUAGUUGAAGAAGUUUCACUAGAGUUACGUUCCAUCAGUUUCAACAUUGAUGAAAAGUUAGUAGGAAUGGAGACCCGGAUCGAAGAUCUUGUACCAUCUUUAGGAAUUGGUUGUGAUGAUGUCCGCAUGAUCGGGAUCAAGGGGAUGGGAGGUGGUGGGAAGACAACUUUAGCAAGAGCUGUUUUUGAUCACAUAUCCUUUCAGUUCGAAGGUAAAAGCUUCGUUGAAAAUGUCAGGGAAAAUGUUUCUUCAUUUGGUUUAAAGUCUUUGCAAAAGCAAGUCCUUUCAGAUAUCUUAAAUGAAGACGUUCGUGUAAGUAGUAUUUAUGAUGGGAAACACAUGAUGAAGAGGAUGAUGCGUGAUAAAAAGGUUCUUGUUGUUCUAGAUGAUGUGGAUCAUAUAGACCAGCUUGAGGCGUUAGCCGAUGAGCAUAAUUGGUUCAAGCUAGGAAGUAGGAUUAUCAUCACAACAAGAGAUGAGCAAGUCCUGGUAGCACACAAGGUGGAGUUAAUUCAUGAUGUAAAUUUGUUAUCCGAUAAGGAAGCAAUUUGCCUCUUCAAUAGGUAUGCCUUUGGGAGAGAGAUUCCAAUUCAAGAGUAUGAAGAGCUAUCAAGACAAGUUGUACGUUAUGCCGCUGGUCUUCCCUUAACGAUCAAAGUUUUGGGUUCGUUUCUUUGUGGUAAAGUUGAGCUUGAGUGGAUAGAUGCCCUAGAACGACUAAAAAUGAUUCCGUUAAAAGAGACUCUGAAAAAGUUGGAACUAAGUUAUAUCACACUAGAGGAGGAUUACAAGGAAAUGUUUCUAGAUGUUGCAUGCAUCAUGAAAGGUUGGCGGAAAGAUGAUGCAAUCAAAGCACUCGAAAGCUGUGGGUUUCAUGCAAGAAAUGGUUUAAGAGUUCUUGAGAAAAAAUCUCUCAUAACUAUUUAUCAUAAUUACAAUAAUUACAAGUAUGUGGGCAUGCAUGACCAUCUUGAAGAAAUGGGCAGAAAUAUUGUUCGUCGUUCGCACCCGGAUAAACCUCAUAAACAUAGUCGAUUGUGGAUUCAUGAAGAAAUUAGAAAUGUAUUGGCUAAUGAUUUGGGUAGAAAAGCGACAAGGUGCAUACGACUCGACACUCAAAAUAGCAAUCGGGAAUUUGAUCUCAAAGGUCUUAGAAAGAUGAAGGGACUUGGGUUUCUUUCCGUGGAAGCUGCUCAACGAGUGUAUCGACGUGUGUAUCAGGAUUCUAAUCUAGUCAUUGCUCCUUAUAUGUAUUGGGAUUGUAAUAUAGUCAACCCAGAAUUUCCAAAUGCUUUAAGAUAUCUGCAUAUCACCGGCUACCCUUUUAGGUCUUUACCCGUAACAUUUCAUGCAAGUAACCUUGUUGCACUUGAGAUGCCAGGCAGUAAAAUCAAACAACUUUGGGAAGGGGGAGAACAAAAGGUUCUUAACAAGCUGAGAAUCCUGGACCUCAGUUAUUCAAUGGUGACUACCCUUGACCUUCGACUUACUCCAAAUCUUGAAACGUUGGAUCUUGGGCGAUGUUCUAAUUUUGUAGAUCUUCACAUGCCUGUUAAAUGUUUAAAGCUCACACACGUCCACCUCAGCGAUUCAAGUUUCAUCAGGACUGUUGACCUCAGGCUGGCACCAAAUCUCGAAGAGUUGAUUCUUAACUUCUGCAACAGUUUGGAAAAACUUCAUAUGCCUGAUAGAUGUCUAAAUCUCAAGUACUUACGACUAACUACACUAAAGUUGAGGACCCUUGAUAUUGGUCUUAAUCCAAAUCUCAGGGAAUUAGAUCUUGGAGAUUGUCGUUACUUGGAAGAACUUAACAUGGCGUAUGAAUGUCAAAAGCUCGCCAACCUCAACAUUAGGCAUUCGAGGUUGAGGGUCCUUAACCUUGGGCUCACUCCAAAUGUUGAGAGGUUAAAUCUUGGAUUAUGUUGUCAACUGGAAGAACUUCACAUGCCUGUUGAAUUUUUAAACCUCAAAUACGUCAACCUUGAAGGUUCAAAUUUGAGGACACUUGACCUUCGGCUGGCUCCAAAUCUUGAAGAGUCGUAUCUUGUUGAAUGCAACAGUUUGGAAAAACUUCACAUGCCCCGUAGAUGUCUAAACCUACGAUCAUUAACCCUCACUAAUGCAAAGUUGAGGAUCCUUGACAUUGGGCACACUCCAAAUCUUGAAAACUUGCAUCUAGCAAAAUGUUAUGAUUUGAUAAAAGAUCUUACUUCUUGUAGUUUUGAUGAAUCACUUGAGGUUGGUCCUUUAGCUGAGUUAGAUCUGGGUGUGAAGUCCCUAGAAAGCUGCCCAUUUCAUCCCCACAAUAGCUUGUCAAAGUUUCAGUUUAGUUGUAUUUAUGAUGAAGAUCCACCCUCAUUGACUAGAAAAAUUGAGAUGCUUAUUUCUCUUGGUAUGUGUGCUUGCACAAACCUUGAGACGUUUUCAGGAAGAAUCUGUGGGCUAUGGCGUUUAAGAAAGCUUAAACUAGAAGGCGAAGAAACUGAAAGUAACAUCGGCAAUAUCCAGAAAGAAGUUGAAAGCAGCAUCGGAGGUUGGAUCGUUGAAGCAAUUCUUAGAGCAAUUGAUGAAGAAUCACGGGGUAAAUUUCCAAACGAUGGUGAUAAUCUACGAUUUAGCGGUAUUAGGGGUCGGAAAUUGGAAUUCCCAAUUUUCAACGUUAACGACCCCGAUAGAUGGAUAAUGAUGGCAGAACGAAAUCUUUUUUCUUAA
Lactuca virosa is the source of this 3176-nucleotide messenger RNA. The record is from the annotation of a GenBank genome assembly. Lineage: Eukaryota; Viridiplantae; Streptophyta; Magnoliopsida; Asterales; Asteraceae.